CUAAGCAAUCUAACUAGAUCAGUUGAGCAGAUGAAUUUGUUGAGUUAGAACGUGCCUUCGGACCUUCGAGUGGACAACUAUCAACAAUGACGUUUUUCGGUUAUUUGUUGUGCUCGCUUUGUUACGUCAUACUGAGUCUUCACUGCAGUCGGUCUUUACCGGUCUUGGAAUUAGGAGAAGCAGACUCUCAGCAUGUAUUGAAACACGUCGCUAAACGUCAAGUGAACGUCAUUAGUGGUGGCAGCCCGAGUAAUCAACCCGAGGUUAAGAAUGAAGUGGCAGCAUUUCUUGAAAGUGGUCGAAUGAAUAAUGAUUAUGUAUGGGUCGAUGUCACUACGAAAAAGUUUGUACCAGUUCCCGGCAAUGAUUUAGUCUUUGGAGACUGCUCAGAGCCGGGUGAGUUAAUCUAUUUCGAUAAUACGCUAAUUGAGAACUCCGGACCAAGCAUAUUGAAUGGAACGCUUGAGAUUUACAUCGAUGCACCAGUAAACAUCACCUGUGUGCGAGCAAUAGACCAAAUUCGCGACGGCUCUGGAGGUGUUCCAGCCUACAAUUCUAUGGGUUCCAACUGGGCUAAAAUCGAUGUGGCAGGACAGUACGGCAAGGGCUUCCACUUUCACAUAUACGUCUACGGAAUUAGAAUCAAGAAAACAGCAACGGAGAAAGACAAGGAACGCAAAGAUAGUCAGUCCAAUUUACUUUAAUGUAAAACGUAAUUGCAGAGUUCAUUCAGCACCAGACACGUUUAUUAUGUCUUGAGUACAAACAAAAUAUUUUCGUAUUGAAUUUCAUGGUGGAGAUAAAUGCGUAUUACAGUAAAUAUAA
Molecule: messenger RNA, 825 nt
Organism: Wyeomyia smithii (pitcher-plant mosquito)
Lineage: Eukaryota; Metazoa; Arthropoda; Insecta; Diptera; Culicidae
Exons: 2
Coding region: 87-704 (205 amino acids)
Source: RefSeq, a predicted model, not a curated record